AUGGACACUGGGUGCAAAACGUCCGAGGAUGAUAUAGCUCUCGAGAUCAGUUUUCUCAAGGAAGAAAUCAAAGCCUCAUCAAAUAAUGAAGUCAAGGCGACGUAUUUGAGCAAGCUUGCCUCUCGGUUUGGUGACGUCUACAAACAGACAGAGGCUAUAGAUAAACUCGAAGAAGCAAUCUUCUUCGCGCGGCAGGCCGUCACAGCGAGUCCACCCGACGAUCCAGAACUGUCACAGAGGCUGCAUUAUCUAGGCGUUUGUCUCUCUACAAUUUAUGGCAGGAAGGGUGUCCUGGCAGAUCUCAAAGAUGCAAUUGAGAUUGGCAGGCAGGCCCUAGAUCUCACGACAGGAGCCUCUCCAGAAAGGAGCUUGAGAUUGUCAAACCUUGCCCUACGAUUUUGGGAUAUGCUGUAUUCUGAAACUAAAUCAACCAACCAUCUUCAACAAGCCAUCACAGCCGCAACACAGGCAGUUUCUUCAACAAGAGAAGGCAGCUCUGGGCGAACAAUUUGCUUAAACAACCUUGCCAACCUAAAACACUGCGAGUAUAAAAUAACCAACGAUGAAGCCAAACUAGAAGAAUCCGCUCAGCUGCACUGGGCCGCGCUGAAUGAAUCGAACUCGCCAACGGUCGAGCGCAUUCACGCUGCCAAAUGCUUGAUUCCCAUAUGUUCAGAUCUGCAACAAGCUUACGAAGCCGCAAAACUCGCUAUUGAUCUUGUCCCCAGCCUGUGUAUCAGGUCCCUUGAAACGGAUGACAGGCAGCAUCUACUCAGCCGGGUAGGAAGUUUAGCCUCUGAUGCAGUAGCAGCCGCCUUUCGGGCAGGCAGGACACCUCAAGUUGCUCUGGAAUUUCUCGAACAGGGUCGUGGCAUGCUUGCAACAUCACUGGAAGAGUUGCGGGCUGAUAUUACGACUUUGAGGCAGCGAGAUCCCUCGAUGGCAGAUGAGUUCUUACGCCUCGCAAAUCAGCUUGAAACACCCGCAGUUUCACAUUUAAGCAUCACAAUGGAGCAAUUAUCGUCAAGUGAUGCUGGGGAGAACCCACGCUACAAUGCGGGAAAUGAGUUUGAUGAUCUCGUUUCGAAUAUUCGCAAGCUUCCAGCAUUUGAAGACUUUCUUCUUCCCCCAUGCGAAGCCCAAAUUCUGGAGGCGACAGCAUCUGGGCCAAUCAUCAUCAUCAAUAUCAGUGAGAUUCGAUGUGACGCUCUGAUCGUCGAGACGAACGGCAUCAGCGCCUUACAUUUACCUCAUCUCUCCAAGAGCGACAUGGAGGAAAGGUCUAGAACUGUAAGAGGGCCGCUGACGAAUCGAAAGGUCUUUGAAUGGUUAUGGGACGUCGCUGCCUGCCCGAUUCUGGAAGCACUUGGCUUUACGAAACCACAGUCCGAGAACGACCCUCUGCCUCAUGUGUGGUGGAUCCCAACCGGUCCUUUGACUAGAUUCCCCAUACAUGCCGCUGGGUAUCAUAGCAAGCGGUCCGGUAAUACAGUGCUUGACAGGGUCAUGUCUUCAUACAGCUCCUCUGUCAGUGCCAUAGUUCGUGGUCGGAAGCGUCGUCAAGUCGCGGGUCAGGGCAAGGCGCUUUUCAUAGCCAUGGAGCACACACCAGGACAGUCGUCACUUCCUUUCGCUACGAAAGAAGAAGCUGUCAUUUCCAAAAUGAUGAAUCUCGAGGUGAUCAACCUAAAAAUGCGCCGUAAGGAGGAAGCCAUGGCCCAGUUGAAAAAUUGCCAGAUAUUUCACUUUGCUGGCCACGGCUUCACAGACCAAAACGACCCAUCCAAUAGUCGUCUGCUUCUGGAAGACUGGAAACAGAGUCCGCUUCGCGUAGCCGACCUCCUAGAGUUGAAUUUGAGGGAGCGGUCGCCUUUCCUGGCUUAUCUUUCGGCUUGUGGAACUAGCCAGGUUCAUAAUGAGAGCCUUGCCGAUGAGAGUAUCCAUCUUGUGAGUGCCUGCCAGCUUUCAGGAUUCCGGCAUGUCAUCGGUACUCUCACAAGCGUCGAGGACGAGAUAUGCGUAGAAAUGGCGAGGAUCACGUACGAGGAAAUUCUUGAUAGUGGUAUGACUGAUGAAUCCGUCUGCCGAGGAGUACACAAAGCAAGCCGAUGGCUCCGGGAUAAAUGGGUUUCUGGCAGAAAUCCCAGGGGAGAUGCAAGCUUGGUUCGAGGUAACUCUACAUCUUUUGUCAUUGGCUCUGAUAAUGAUAGCCGUGCUCAGCCUCCCAGAGAUAUCUUUGAGAUCGACAGCAGUGAGGAUGAUCACGAAUGUUUAGGCCAGGCGAGCUGGGCUCCAUAUGUGCAUUUCGGUGUAUAG
Messenger RNA from Clonostachys solani, 2316 nucleotides. The record is from the annotation of a GenBank genome assembly. Lineage: Eukaryota; Fungi; Ascomycota; Sordariomycetes; Hypocreales; Bionectriaceae.